CGCAAAGGAGGCGAUCAAUGUUGAACAAGCAUUCCAGACGAUUGCCAAGAAUGCUUUGCAGCAGGAGACUGACCAAGAUUUUUAUGCUGAUUAUCCGGAUCCAAUUAAAAUUGACAGCGAAGCAGCAAAAUAUGAUGGACUUCUGAUUGCUAGAAAUUAUGCUACCAUUGAUGGUGGUAGUGACUCACCCACGAGCAUGGGAUAUGAGAGUAUCGAAAACCUGGGCGUUAUUGUUGAUUCGAUCCUUUUCCCAUCACAUCAACAAGAUCCUUAUUGCUCUCCCAGAAAAUGGCCUUCGUUCUUUUCAAGGGAUUUCUUCCGCACGCUGAGAGGAUAUUUACGUAACAAAGGAAAAAAUCUACAACAUCGUGUGCGAUUUAUGUCCGCCAAGGAGGGCGAUUUAAUAGGGAAGAUGGAAGCUCUGGAGAUGUACACCGAGAUGAACAAACAAUUCGCUUUGGGAAACCUGAAAGCGUUGCGCAAUCUCGUCAGUGAUCCGAUGUACUAUAAACUCAAGUUUGAUCUGAAAAAUCAUCGAGAGUACGACGGUAAAAUUUAUUGGCAAACUCAUGGUGAUGCAAAGAAGCCGAAGUACGAAUGCAUUCGUUACAAUAAAGGAGAGGAAUUCUCUGUCGUACAAUCAAUAUUGAAACUACACACAAAACAAAGCCUUGCAAUCUUUAAUCGGAAUGGAAAAUUAAUUGGCGGAAAUCCAUCAAAAGUUUAUGAUGUAAUCGAAUAUGUAGCGUUCCAACGCAGAAUGAUUGAUAAGAAGAAAGGCGAAAGUGAGGGGUGGAAAAUAAAUGGUUAUUAUAGUCGAGAUUUGCCAAAAUUCGCUGCAAAUUCACACACGUCCAUUGAGGCGCGGCAGUAA
This is a messenger RNA of Acaulospora morrowiae, 874 nucleotides long. NCBI's taxonomy places the organism in Eukaryota, Fungi, Glomeromycota, Glomeromycetes, Diversisporales, Acaulosporaceae. The record is from the annotation of a GenBank genome assembly.